Molecule: messenger RNA, 1100 nt
Organism: Aureobasidium pullulans EXF-150
Lineage: Eukaryota; Fungi; Ascomycota; Dothideomycetes; Dothideales; Saccotheciaceae
Exons: 1
Source: RefSeq, a predicted model, not a curated record
AGAUGAUGAUAUCUGCCACGACAUGGCGCAUCGAUUCGAUGCGAUAUCCACUCUCUUCCAGUCGGUCCCUGCAUGGUGCGACAUUGCCAACAGGCUGUCAGGCUUACCUUGAUUUGAAGAAAGGAACUCAUCGAGGAUCCAAUGCGAAAGCAGUUUCGGUGCAUAUCGACGGCAGAGGCACGGGACUUUGGACCUCCGGCAGCUUGGGAGCGGUUUCUUGGCAGACAUCAUGUCUACCCUUCUGUCAGGCUCCCCUCACUUGUUACUAUUUGGACUUCAACACAUGACUGCUGCCUCGAUACCCAGCCCUGGAAACUGAACAGAAGUCAUCAGCCGCAUGCAAACGAUGGGAUCAGGAACCAACACCAGUCUUGAAUUCUGUCCAUUCAUCGACGUCAAGCUCUCCAUCACCCCUUCAACCCACAGCUUCACCCAACCUAGCCCGCCGAUCCUUACAAUGGUAUUGACCUCUCGCGCCACCAGACCUAUCACUUUUUUCACCUGGGAUACCCCUUUACACUUUAAUCGAGCGCUUACCAACAACGGCGUCACCAUCACUGAUAUUGCAAUCAACGAACCCGUAAAAACAACACGCCUCUUGGUGCAAAGAGUAGCCAUUAACCGCAUCCGUGGCUCUUUUGACGAAGAGCUCUAUCUUACCCUCCUCCCCAACAUCCCCGUCACCCUCUCGAGACCUUUUGGCAGGGGCAAUUCGGGCACAGUCAAGCCAUUGCCCAAGUCUAUCGUACAGAAAGGUUGGGAACUCGAUGACAAGGGCAACCCAAUGAAGAUUCGCAGAUCUCAGAGUGCGACGGGAGUUGAUGGAUUGGAAGCCGGGAAGGAGUAUCGCGUCGGUUUGAAUAUGGAGUUGCUUGAGAAGUGCAAGUGGAGCUUUGCGACUAAAGAUGAGGUAUUGGUUGAUCGGGGAGACAAAGGCCCAUCUCCAUCUGAUUAUGCUUGGGAAAAAGGGGCAUUGGACUUUAGCGUUGUUGAGACUAUGAUCAAGGUUGUAGAGUGAGAAGGUGGUCAAGUAUGCUUGACUGCUUUGUAAGGCUACCAUGUUUUCGGUACUCAAGCAGAAUUUGAUAUCGCCGUCUUAG